AUGAACAUUUUACACUCAACGCUAUCGACCUGGCGGGACCGUCUGGCUCCGGUCUCUCGCACUUCAACUUUCCGCGCAACCGGCCAAAUCACCCCGGAGGAGUUCGUCCUCGCUGGCGACUAUCUCGUCUACAAGUUUCCCACAUGGUCCUGGGCCGAUGCAUCAAGCCCCGCCAAGCGGGUGUCUUAUCUACCACCUGGGAAGCAGUUCCUCGUUACUCGCGGCGUGCCGUGUCAUCGGCGGUUGAAUGAUAACUUUGCCGGGGAUGCGGGACAUGAGGAUGAGAUCGUGAGGGAUAUGCUAGCUGGGGAUGGUGGCGAGGGCGCAUCGGGCGGGGAUGGAGAUGAUGGGUGGCUCCGGACUGGAGGGGGCCGGGAGACUGUUGCAGAUCGUGAGAUGCAAGAGGCCAAGAUUCGCGAUGUACGGACGGUAGAUGAAUCUGGCAACCUUGGAGAACAAGAGGAGGAGGAGGAGAUCCCGGAUAUGGAAGAUGACGAUGACGACGAGGAGGCGAUUAUUCGUGAGCCUGCUGGACAGUCUGGGACGACACAGCCCCUCCGCACUUAUACCCUCUAUAUCACAUACUCAAACUUCUACCGCACACCACGGCUUUACCUCUCAGGCUAUCUGUCCCCGUCCGAGCCCCUCCCUCCACACCUAAUGAUGGAGGACAUCGUCGGCGACUACAAGGACAAGACCGUGACACUGGAGGACUUCCCGUGGUUCGACGGCAGCGUCAAGAUGGCCACCGUCCAUCCCUGCCGCCACGCCUCCGUCAUGAAGACCAUGCUCGACCGCGCCGAUACCGCUCUCAAGCGCCGCCUGGAAAAGCUGAAGCAGACCCAGUCGCCCGAGCAGGCAAAUCGCACCCUGCAGACUGGUGGAAGCAGCGGUCUCGAGGGGCUGGUCGAUGAUACCAAGGGCUUGUCACUGAGUGAACAUGCCCAGCAGCAGCAGUCUGGAGGCGAUGAGUGGGAAGUCCUACAAGCUGACGAGGAGGAGCAGGUUGCUAUCCGUGUGGAUCAGUACCUCGUUGUAUUCCUCAAGUUCAUCGCCAGUGUUACGCCUGGUAUUGAACACGACCACACGAUGGGAGUCUAA
Molecule: messenger RNA, 1101 nt
Organism: Penicillium daleae
Lineage: Eukaryota; Fungi; Ascomycota; Eurotiomycetes; Eurotiales; Aspergillaceae
Product: ATG3/ATG10 family protein
Exons: 2
Coding region: 1-1101 (366 amino acids)
Biological process (GO): nucleophagy; autophagosome assembly; autophagy of mitochondrion
Cellular component (GO): cytosol; cytoplasmic ubiquitin ligase complex
Molecular function (GO): Atg8-family ligase activity
Source: RefSeq, a predicted model, not a curated record